This is a messenger RNA of Hydatigera taeniaeformis, 7395 nucleotides long. NCBI's taxonomy places the organism in Eukaryota, Metazoa, Platyhelminthes, Cestoda, Cyclophyllidea, Taeniidae. The record is from the annotation of a GenBank genome assembly.
AUGUUGCGCAGAAAAUACGGGAAUUCACAUCGAAGCGGCGGUCACAGGUGGGAAAUCUACCCCAAAUCAGAAAUCGAUUCCCCUCUGGAUAUCGAAAGUGCUAUGUCAGAGUCAAACCAACUCCGCUACAACCGAGCUAAAGCGAAUGAUGUAUUGGAUCAGCGCUACGGUUUCGAGCCCUUUACUGGACCGGGUGAACGCUUCGGAUGGCUUUUUAACAUGCACCCAACAGAUGUCCUUGAUGACUCCAAAAAUCUCGUCAGUGCUGUUGAUUUUUACUUCAUUCAGUCUGAUGAUAGACGUUUUAAAGUGUCUCGACCUUAUUUACCUUACUUCCUUGUCUCUGUGGAUGGUGAUCAAGACGUCGAAACAGAGGUGACAACAUUCCUUUCACGUGAGUUUGCGGGUCGUGUUGUAAGAAUAGAGGUGGUAGAAAAAGAAGAUUUAGACAUGCCCAACCAUUUGAUUGGAUUAAAGGCUCGCUAUCUAAAACUGUCCUUUCAGAGUGUAGACGAGCUUGUCCGAGUAAGAAAAGAGAUUUCAUCACACGUUAGACGCAAUAAGGAGGUUCAAAAUGAUCAAUCAACUUACACAGACAUGUUGGGUCAGCAUUUCCAGGACCCUACCGACUGUGGACCUUCUGGCGCUCAUCUGAAAGGUCGAACAAUGAAGAGCGCCUAUGAUUAUCUCACAGACAUUAGGGAGUCUGACGUGCCAUAUCUGAUGCGUGUCUCUAUAGAUUUGGAUAUUUUUGUUGCUCAUUGGUAUACUGUUAAAUGUCGACCUGGCCAGCUUCCAGAGUUUCGCAGAACUGAAGAAACCGUACCAUGGCCAGAACCCGUUGUUCUUGCCUACGACAUAGAGACCACUAAACUGCCUCUUAAAUUUCCCGACUCGUCAGUGGAUCAGAUCAUGAUGAUCUCUUACAUGAUCGAUGGCACUGGUUUCUUGAUCUGCAACCGAGAGAUCAUUGCGGAAGACAUUGAAGACUUUGAAUUUACUCCGCGCCCGGAAUUUCCUGGCCACUUCCGUGUCUUCAAUGUGGCUGAUGAGGAGGCUUUAAUUCGACACUUUUUUGAUCAUAUUCUUCGCGUAAAGCCAACGGUGAUGGUCACUUAUAACGGUGACUGUUUUGAUUGGCCAUUCGUUGAAGCAAGAGCAGCUGUCUACAACAUCAGCAUGUAUGAGGAAAUUGGUUUCUGUCGUGUGAAAAGUGGACCUAGUCCGGGACGAGAUCCAAAGGCUGGUGAUUAUCUCGCAAGACCAGCUGUUCACAUGGAUUGUUUCCGUUGGGUCAAACGUGACAGUUACCUACCAGUUGGUGCUCAUGGGUUGAAGGCCGUUGCAAAAGCAAAACUCCACUACGAUCCAAUUGAAAUGGAUCCUGAAGUGAUGUGUCUCAUGGCUAGAGAGGAUCCUCGGACCCUGGCUAACUACUCUGUUUCUGAUGCUGUAGCAACGUACUACCUCUACAUGAAGUAUGUUCAUCCCUUCGUUUUUGCCCUUUGCACUAUCCUCCCAGUGAAUCCGGAUGAUGUUUUGAGAAAGGGGUCGGGAACACUUUGUGAGGCCCUUCUAAUGGUUCGCGCUUAUGAGGCUAAGGUAGUUUUUCCACAUAAGCAGUCUGCUGGAGUUUCAUACGAUAACAUUCUCAGUCAAUCUACUCUUGCGCACUCUUUCACGGAGGAUAAUAGACUUAUUGACUCAGAGACCUACGUGGGUGGCCAUGUGGAAGCUCUUGAAGCCGGAGUCUUUCGUGCCGAUAUACCCGUACGAUUUCGUAUCAUCCCAGCGGCCUGUGAACGACUUCGUGAGAAUGCUCGUCGUUGCAUCACUUAUGCGCUUUCCACAGAACUUGACGCAAAAGAUCCCAGUUUGGUAGAAAGCCUUGUGAGGAAGGAGGACUUUGAGAAGGUCUGUUCUGAAGUAGAAAGUGCUUUAACUCACCUUUCGGCGAUGCCAAACCGUGUCGAGUGUCCAACAAUCGUCCACCUAGACGUGGGAGCCAUGUAUCCCAAUAUAAUUCUCACCAAUCGGCUUCAACCCUCAGCCGUCACCGCAGAUCCAAAUAAACACUGCUCAGGGUGUCAUUUUUAUAAACCAGGGGCAGCUUGUCGACGGUUCUUGACUUGGAGAUGGCGGGGUGAAAUCUGGACGGCGAGUAGAGCCGAAGUCUAUCGGAUUCAGGCACAGUUGCAACAAGAACGUUUUUUUGUAAAAGGAGAAGAGACUCCCAUUCCAUUCCAUCAGCUUAACAAGGAGGAACAGGUAACGAUGGAGAGAAAAAGGCUUUCGGAUUUCUGUCGCCGUGCUUACAAAAGAAUCCAUACCACAAGGACCGAGGAAAGAGUAGCAAUGGUGUGUCAACGCGAGAAUUCGUUUUACGUUGACACGGUGAGAGCCUUUCGGGAUCGAAGAUACAAGUUCAAGGGAAUGACGAAGGUGUGGAAGAGGAAAUUGGACGAGGCAAUAGCAGCAAACAAAGCGGGAACGGGAGAUCCCGCGGAAUUGAAGCAGGCCAGUGCGUUAGUAGUACUCUACGACAGUCUUCAGUUGGCGCACAAGUGCAUUCUCAACUCAUUCUAUGGUUACGUGAUGCAGAAGGGCGCGAGGUGGCAUUCCAUGGAGAUGGCCGGUGUGGUGUGUAACACGGGAGCAAAUAUUAUUACGCGAGCUAGAGAGUUGAUUGACCAGAUUGGUCGCAGUUUGGAAUUGGACACUGAUGGCAUCUGGUGCAUACUACCUGCUAGUUUUCCGCAAAACCUCACCGUUCGCUUGGCUAGUGGUAAACGUCUCUCCAUAUCCUAUCCAGGUGCCGUGCUAAAUCAAAUGGUUCGGGAUCUCUUCACCAACCACCAAUAUCACGAACCUAUCUCCGGUUCAAAUCUGUCCUAUCAGGUCCGCUCGGAAAACACUAUCGCCUUCGAAAUUGAUGGUCCCUACCGUGCUAUGGUGUUACCUGCUGCUCGUGAAGAGGGCAAGCGCUUAAAGAAGCGUUAUGCUGUCUUUAAUUUUGACGGAACUCUGGCGGAGCUCAAGGGGUUCGAGGUGAAGCGGAACGGGGAAUUGCAGUUGAUCAAGAUAUUUCAAUCCUCCGUUUUUGAAGCCUUUUUACAUGGCUCAAGUCUGACUGAGGUGUAUGCUGCAGUAGCAAAAGUCGCUGAUCAUUGGUUAGAUGUGUUACAUGCGCAUGGAGCGGGAAUUCCGGAUUCGGAGCUAUUUGAUUUGAUCGCAGAGAAUAGAAGCAUGUCGCGAAGGUUAGAGGAAUACGGUUCGCAGAAAUCGACUUCAAUCAGCACAGCGAAACGGCUCGCGGAGUUCCUCGGCGACGCAGUGGUGAAAGAAGCGGGUCUUUCCUGUCGAUUCGUCAUAGCUAAGCAACCAGAACAAGCACCGGUGACAGAAAGAGCCAUUCCGUUGGCUAUUUUCCAAGCUGAUCCCUCUGUGAAACGUCACUUUCUACGCAAAUGGUUGAAGGACCCUAGUGUUAGCGCGGAUGUGGAUCUUCGUACUAUCCUUGACUGGGAUUACUACUUGGAGCGUUUGGGGGGUGCUAUACAAAAGAUUAUCACGAUUCCUGCAGCUCUUCAACAGGUAGCUAAUCCGGUGCCGCGUGUGGCCCAUCCGGACUGGUUACACAAACGACUGCAUGAGAAGGCGGACGCGUGUCGUCAACUAAAGCUGACGGAACUCUUUACCACAUCGACUCCUGUAAAUACAUUUGAUACUGUUGCGGAUAUUGAAGAUGCAUCAGCAGGCUCGUCAAGACCGUCAGUUGUGGUGUCAACUCCAAGAGUAACGAAAAAGCGAAUCUUGGGAACUACUCAAGCGCCUUCAGCACCACCAAGGCAUUGGAGAGAGGUGUUAGGUGAUCCACCAAAACUGAAAGAGGUUGGAACUCGUGUGUGGUUGGAGUUUCAUCAGCAGAAGUGGAAGUUGCAAGCGGAACGGAGGAAUUGGUUAAAGGAAAGUGGCAUCAGUGAUAGCGGUGGUGUCUCACUGGCAAAACGAGUCAGGGGGCUUGGUGGUUUUAUAACACGUACAAGAGCUGCAUUGUCACAGUGUGUUUGGCAGAUAAUCGAGACAGUUCCAAGUUUGAGUCAGCCAGGUCUGUAUACCCUCUGGAUUUACGUUCACUCCCCUUUGGACACCUUUUCUAGCGGUCCUCAACUCCACUCUAUCCCUCUUCAUCUUCCACGUCACUUCUACGUUAAUCAACGGGUUGCCAAGGCACAAGAGUCCGGAACAUUCUAUCGAAAAGUCUCAUCCACCAUCAAAGGAGAUAUCCGUGGUGGGAGUUCAGCUGUCACGUCACUCUCCAACUAUACUCUUCCUCGCUCCCAUCCCGUUUACCAUCUAUACGAAUACACAGUUCCCGAGGAUGUCUACUCUUCUCACGCUUCUGAUAUUGCGGCAGAUUUAGCUAGGCCUGAGGUGGAGGGCGUUUACGAGCUUCGAGUUCCACCGCUUUUCCGUCUGCUAGCGAAAUUGGGAUGUCUCUGUGCAGUUGCACGUAGCGGACGACAACAGGCGAGAAUGAUGGAAGGUAGUGGUGGCGUGGAUAAGGGCUUCCGAUUGGAACAGCUUGAAUUUCGGUCGCUGGCUCAGCAUACGUACUUGGAAGGGGGAGAGGGAGGGUGUCGAUUUAGGAAGAUGUUCCUCUUUUACUAUCAUGAUGUGGGACAAGUGAUGCCUCGAAGAGAGGCGCUGAGACAGAUGUACUUUCUAGUAAUUCCAUGGACUCAACGCGCAUACAUCUGUGUAGUCGACACCUCACGAAUCAACAAACUGCCUAACAACCUGGACCGCUUGUACUCCCGUGCUUUUGUAAAACACACCUCAUCUGGCCCCUCCACUACUCUUCCACCCUCUCUCACCUUUGAAACUCGUAUUGAGACUGAUCCUCCUACUGCUCGACGCAUCGUUCAACGUUGGAUUACCUCGGCGAAUCAAGAACGCGGCCGAGGUUUCUCAACUCGUCACGAUGAAUUUGAAGGAGAAGAAGAGAACGAAAAUCCCUCCUUUGUCGAUAACGCUCCCAUCAUCGUUCUUCUCCAUUCUCCAUCCUCGUCAUCCACUUUUACAUCUAGCGUAGAUGCGCCCUGGCCUCUAGGCGAAGCAAUGGUAAAUCGACGGAGGACUCCUCAGUUGGCGUCUCUUGCUGAGAUGCCAGUUGUGCCGUUGGGUGGAACUGGCGAUGAUGAGGGCGUAUCAGGAGACGCUCUGGACGAUGCAUAUAGCGUUCUCAAGUGGCAGGAUACUGUUGUUAAGCGUGCCAUCAAGUUUUAUUUGCAGUCGGAGGCACGAUUUGAAAAUCAGUUGGAGUUAGCUCGGUAUCUCCACAUUCCGGUGGGAAAUGUGCCGGUUACCGACACACCAGUUCGAGUACAAACGUCUGGAAACAGUGCUCCGGCUGUCACAACUACAGAGUUCGGAUGCGACCUUUUCUUUGCGCGUCAUUUGUGGAAGUCGAACCAAAUUUUGUGGGCUUCGGGUUCGACGCAGCCGGAUUUUGGUGGAAAGGAGGUAUAUGACCAGAGACUGCUGCUGGAAAUGGAGGAGGCUAACGUGAUGGAGAUAAAUCGGGCCGGUUGCUACCGUUAUGUUUGCGUGGAUCUGGAACUAUCCAAUCUUGCAGUGAACACAAUGCUUGUUGCCAACCGCAUUCCAGAGUUGGAGGGUGCCAGCGUAUUGACCUUCGAUCGCCUCCUCCCCGCUCAACAGUCUAUUGAAGAGCAGUUGCAACGUGGGGUUAACGUGGGUGCGCAAAUUACGAAUUAUGACGAGACUGCUGCGUGUUCAUCGGCUUUUCGGGUGCUUCGGACCAUGGUUGUAUCGUUGGUGAAGGACGUGACUCAAUUCCAAAACCCUCUGGCUGAUGAACAGAUUAUAUACUUCUAUCACUGGUUGCGCUCCUCUACCUCCCUUCUCUACGACCCGGCGCUUCGACGUACCCUGCAGAAACUCAUGAAGAAGGUCUUUCUAAAGUUGGUGGACGAUUUGAACCAAACUCAUGGUUUGGAUGUGGUUUACGCCAACUUCAGCCGCCUUAUUCUUUGCACUCACCAGCUUGACGUUGUUGAUGCCCUUCCACGAAUUGAUGGUCUUUCUCGAAUGCUUCAAGCAAAGCCAUUUUUCUCACAUUUGGAUCUUCAAUACACUCGCGGAUGGCAUCAACUCCUGUGGUACGACCCAGCUAACUACGCGGGUCUCAGGAUCGAUCUGGAAACCACUAUGCUUCGCGAUUCUUCUCAGGUCUCAGAGAAGUCAUCAAGUCCAAAGUCUAACAAAAAAGUGGAAGUCGAAGUCGACAUGUGGUGGCAUAUGGCUCGUUACCUCCCAAAAUCUCGUGGUAUUCGAGCCAAAUUCCAUACAUUAAUCGCCGGCUACCUUUUGGCUACUCAUAGGGCUGUGCUAAACGAAUCUAACCGCUUGACUCAAGCCGCUGUCACCAGUCCGGACGAUGCUCUGGUGGAUGCCACGCUUACUCCUGGCGUUCUUGACUUUCUCGACCGUCUCGUACGUGAACAAAUUGGACCAGAGAUGUACAGCUUUGUUCAACGCUUGAGAAGAAAAGGUGGGCCUUGGUGCUCCUCUUAUGACAUCGGUGGCGGUUUUAGCAGCGCUGAUAUUGCCGCAUACUUGGAUGAAGUGGGCCCUGAGACAGAGAUGGAGACGGAAGAAGUGAUGCCUCCUCUGCUUCCGCCACAUCCAGCAGAACUGGGAGAACGGAGUGAACGAGUUCGACUAACUCCAAUCUGCGAUUUUGUAAAGAUGUUGAGUCGAGUUCUUUCCCUAGAUACAUGUAUCAGUAGGCAGGUGGGUGAGAUGCAGAGUGACCUGUUUCGUCUUCUCGGAGUAGGCGAAUUUUCGCCUGAAGCAACGUGGUAUGCACCUCACGAAUUCAGCGGUGAAGAUGGAAAAGAAGUGGGGGCUAGAUCACUGCUUGUUUACUUACCUGAAGUGGCAUGUGAUGCAUGCAACUUUGUCCGAGAUUUGGAUAUCUGUCGAGAGAGACGUUUGGCUCGGCUGCCGGAUAGUAGUGGUGGCAUGAUGUGGGUCCCUGUUUGUCCGCACUGUGGAACGCCAUAUCCUCGCGCGGCUAUUGAAGCAGGCCUAAUGGGUCAACUAGAACACUUUGUGAAACAGUUUAUUCUUCAGGAUCUCCAGUGCCCCAGAUGUAUCUCUGGUGGCGGCAUUCAAGAAUCUUUGAUAGCCCGUGGUGGAUCUUGCGGUCGUUGUGCUGAUUGUGCUACCCCGCUGGAACAAACUUUUCGUGGUGGUCGAGCCUUCAUUCGCCGCCGACUGGCUGUCUACUUAUCCAUCAGCCGCACCUUCAAUCUGCUCUCCCUCAAACUCACUUCUAGUUGGCUACUACAGGGAGUUGAGAGUUGA